This is a messenger RNA of Choloepus didactylus (southern two-toed sloth), 15375 nucleotides long. It is a transcript of the gene GPLD1, whose product is annotated as glycosylphosphatidylinositol specific phospholipase D1. The record is from RefSeq and is a predicted model, not a curated record. Gene Ontology annotation, cellular component: extracellular region; extracellular matrix. Bases 1662 to 4250 code for a protein of 862 amino acids. The transcript has 26 exons. NCBI's taxonomy places the organism in Eukaryota, Metazoa, Chordata, Mammalia, Pilosa, Megalonychidae. Gene Ontology annotation, molecular function: GPI anchor phospholipase D activity.
UAACAAUCAUAUAUGAUUUGAUAAACAUACACAUGCAAAUCCACUGUUCCUAUACCCUCUAUCCCCCCAGUUUUUGUGUACUUGUUACAAGUUAUACCUUUGUACAUUGUAUUAUAAAACCAUCUAUUUAUCAUUACUUUUUAUGCAUUUACAUUUUAUCACCUGUAGGAAGUGAGAAGUGGAAUUACAUACCAAAAAUUACAAUUCAAUAAUACUGGCAUUUAUAAUUACCCAUAUGGUUACCUUUACCAGAGAUCUUUAUUUCUUUUUGAUGUUUUGAUCCACUACCUAGUGUUCUUUCCUUCAAGUCUUAAGAAUUCCCAUUAGCCUUGCUUGUAAGAUAGGUCUUGUGUGGUGAUGAAUGUAAGCAUCACUCUAUAGCACCUCUCUGAGCAAAUAAUUCCCUCCUGUUCUAUUUUAUGAUGUUCAUAAUUUCUUAUAAUUGAUAUUCUUAAACCAUUGAAAUUGUCACUCUGAAUCUUAAACACAAAAAAAUGCAUAAUGAGAAAUUCAGGUUAGUAUUGCUUAGUUAACGAGCCUGUUUCCUUCUCUGGUGCUUUUUGGGUGGGUUUGUUUUGUUAAAUCUGGUUAGAUAUCAUUCCCAGGGAGCUUUAUUUUUUUUCCCUGCUGAUGCUUUGCAACCCUGGUACUAUUACCAGUGACUGACUCUUAGUUCUCUGAGCUUAUCAAAGUCCCAAGUUAUAAUUGCCACCAUCUUACCCACAGGCUUUGGGAGCUCACGGUGAGGGGAGGACAAACUCAAAGACCCGUGGUGGCUGAAUGGGCAUGGAAGCCUGCACACAUCGUGUGGGUGGUGGGGACUGGAUGACAUCUAGGGGGGCAUGAUCUGGGUAGGGGGACAGCUGGCUCCCCAGCUCCAGCUGAUUGUCAUGUCACUUGGGAAUGUCAGUUCAUGUAGCCAGUCUUUUUGUUUUUUAAAGAGAAGCUAGAAAUCUAGAUUUCUCUGUGAAAUCCAAAUGUGUUCAGCUUUAUUAAAUGUCCUGUUAAACCAAAUAAAAUGUUAGCUGAUGCCGUGGCCUAAAAAUAAUCAGAAGCAUCUGGGCCUAAUGCUCUCAGGCUUGGCAGAGGGCUGUGGGAUUUCUUACCUUGGAGUUUUGCAGGUGGCCCACUUAAGGUUACGAGGAAAUGCGUAGCAGACAACUUAGAAUUUCAAAUCAUCCCAUCUUCUCUUGUUCCUUUCUUCCAUUUGGCUAAUCUGAGAAUGGAUACCAUUGCCCACCUCUCUUUUAGAAGCUACCUUCUUGCUUUAAAUAUAUAAUAUGCAUAAUUUCAGCUUUAAAAUCACCAUCAUUUUCUUGAGGAGUUUAACCUAAUUAUUCCUAUGGAUUGAGUGCUAUUGGUGAGAUAGUUCACAACAGAUAUAUUCUCAGCUUGGCAUCUUCCAAACCUUUGUUUCUUGGCCCUGACUCAUUCCUCCAGUAGAAUUGGCAUUUUUGCUUGGGCUUCAGGAAUCUGAUCGUGCAACAAGCUUCAGAUAAUCUCUGUAAGGGAGAUGAGGAGUGGUUGCUCUUGUGUAAUCCCAUUUUAGUGUCAGAAUCUGUUGCCAAAUACUGAUAGGGAAGCUGGUUCCAGAUGAUUGUCCUAAAAGCUUUCCCAGCACUUGUGGUUUCUGAGACCCAGGAGGCAGAGCAACCUGACAAAUGUGUGGAAAAGAUGCAGGAGCUGUCAGCCCUUGUGAGAUGAGGCAGUCCAGCAUACUGACUAUCAGUAUACACAGGACCUGGUCCGGCCUGCUGAUCAUGCUGGCUUAUCUCUGCCCUAGAGGUUCUUCAUGUGGAAUUUCAACACACGUAGAAAUAGGACACAGAGCUCUGGAGUACCUCAGACUUCAAGAUGGGAGUGUUAACUAUAAAGAGCUCUUACUUGAACACCAAGAUGCAUAUCAGGCUGGAUCCGUGUUUCCUGAUUGUUUUUACCCCGACAUCUGCAAAGGAGGAAAAUUCCAUGAUGUGUCUGAGAGCACACACUGGACUCCAUUUCUGAAUGCAAGCGUUCAUUACAUCCGGGAGAACUAUCCCCUUCCCUGGGAGAAGGACACAGAGAAAUUGGUAGCUUUCCUGUUUGGAAUUACCUCUCACAUGGUGGCAGAUGUCAGCUGGCACAGCCUGGGUAUCGAACAGGGAUUCCUUAGGACAAUGGGAGCUAUUGAUUUUCACGGCUCCUAUUCUGAGGCUCAUUCAGCUGGUGAUUUUGGAGGAGAUGUUUUGAGCCAGUUUGAGUUCAAUUUUAAUUAUCUCGCACGGCGCUGGUAUGUGCCCGUCAAAGAUCUAUUGGGAAUUUAUAAGAAACUCUAUGGUCGAGAAGUCAUCACCAAAAAUGUAAUUGUUGACUGUUCGUAUCUUCAGUUCUUGGAAAUGUAUGGUGAGCUGUUAGCUGUUUCCAAGCUUUAUCCCACUUACUCUACAAAGUCCCCGUUUUUGGUGGAACAAUUCCAGGAGUAUUUCCUUGGAGGACUGGAUGAUAUGGCAUUUUGGUCCACUAAGAUUUACCAUCUAACAAGCUUCAUGUUAGAGAAUGGGACCAGUGACUGCAACCUACCUGAGAACCCUCUGUUCAUAGCAUGUGGAGGCCAGCAAAACAAUAACCAUGGCAGCUCAAAAGUGCAGAAAAAUGAUCUUCAUAGAAAUUCAACUGCAUUUCUAACUGAAGACAUUGAAAGAAAUAUAAACUAUACAGAGAGAGGAGUGUUCUUUAGUGUGGAUUCCUGGACCCAAGAUUCCUUAUCAUUUGUGUACCAGGCUUUUGAACGGAACAUAUGGACAGUGUUUACAGGCAGCUCCCAGCAGUCACUAAAGCAUGUCUCCAGCCCCUCAUCAUCUUACUUCCUGUCAUUUCCCUAUGCAAGACUUGGCUGGGCAAUGACCUCAGCAGACCUGAACCAGGAUGGCUACGGUGAUCUUGUGGUGGGUGCACCGGGCUAUAGUCGCCUGGGCCGCAUUCAGAUCGGCCGCGUGUACCUCCUUUAUGGCAACGACCUGGGCCUGCCCCCUGUUGACUUGGACUUGGACAAGGAGGCUCACAGGAUCCUGGAGGGCUUCCAGCCCUCAGGUCGGUUUGGUUCUGCCGUGGCUGUCUUGGACUUUAACAAGGAUGGCGUGCCGGACCUGGCCGUGGGAGCCCCCUCAGUGGGCUCCGAGCAGCUCACGUAUAGGGGUGAGGUGUACAUCUACUUUGGUUCUAAAGAAGGAAGAAUGCCGUCUUCCCCUAAUAUCACCAUUUCUUGCCAGGACAUCUACUGUAACCUGGGCUGGGCACUCUUGGCCACAGACAUGAAUGGAGACCGUGAGCCCGACCUGGUGAUUGGCUCCCCUUUUGCACCAGGUGGAGGGAAGCAGAGGGGAAUUGUGGCUGCAUUUUAUUCUGCCACCAGCCAGAACGAUAAAGAAAAGCUGAACGUGGAGGCAGCCGACUGGCUGGUGAGAGGUGAGGAGGACUUCGCCUGGUUUGGAUACUCCCUGCACGGCGUCAGCAUGAACAGCAGAACUUUGCUGUUGGUUGGAAGCCCGACCUGGAAGAACGCCGGCAGGCUGGGCCAUUUAUCCCACAGAAGUGAUGAGAAGCUAAGCCUCGGAAGGGUGUAUGGCUAUUUCCCGCCAAAUUGUCAAAGCUGGUUUACCAUUUCUGGAGACAAGGCAAUGGGGAAACUGGGUACUUCCCUGUCAAGUGGCCAGGUGAUGGUGGAUGGGACCCUCACACAGGUGCUGCUGGUUGGGGCCCCGACUCAUGAUGACGUGUCUAAAAUGGCAUUCCUGACUAUGACCUUGCACCAGGGUGGAACCACUCGGAUGUAUAAACUAACACAUGAUGCACAGCCCUCUCUGCUCAGCACCUUCAGUGGAGACCGCCGCUUCUCUCGAUUUGGCAGAGUUCUGCACUUGAGUGAUCUGGAUAACGAUGGCUUAGAUGAAAUCAUCAUGUCAGCCCCACUGAGGAUAGCAGAUAUAACCUCUGGACUGAUUGGUGGGGAAGAUGGCCGCGUUUAUGUAUAUAAUGGCAAACACACUACCCUUGGCGACAUGACAGGCAAAUGCAAAUCAUGGAUAACUCCAUGUCCAGAAGAAAAGGCCCAGUAUGUGUUGAUUUCUCCUGAAGCAAGCUCAAGGUUUGGGAGUGCUAUGGUAACUGUGAGGUCAAAGGAAAAGAAUGAAGUUGUCAUUGCUGCUGAAAGGAGUUCUAUGGGAGCCCGACUCUCUGGGGCGCUUCACAUCUAUAGCCUUGGCUCAGAUUAAAGAUAUCACUCUGUUUUCCUAAUCUGCCCCUCCCUCUCUCAUGCUUAGUGCUCCAGAGUGAGAGUUCUGUUGGACAGUGUGGCACAUCCAGAAGAGCCACCUUAGGUCCUAAUAGAGGUGGGGUCCCUGGGGGAUGGAGACACAACAGUAAUGGCCAGACUGCCUGGAAAUCUGAUAUAGUAACUUAUGACUACAUCAGAAGUAUGUGACAUAGCCAAAACUCUGGUUAUUCAUGUCCUCUUCCAAAACUUACUUCUUUGUUCCCUUUGCAUCUAAACCUUUGUUCUUUCCUCCCCUAACUAGCUUAUUAUCUGUGCUAAGACCUGUUGUACAGCCUGUUUCUUAUUCCACACAAAUACCUAUCCUGUCCUUCCCAAGCCUGCAAAGGCUCUCUCUGUGGUUACCCCUUAGGAAGACAUUUUUAGGAGGAAUUGUGUACAGAGAUUUUCCUUUCAUUGAUGUCCUGUUCCAAUCAAAGUAUAAUAGAAAUCAAAUUAUAUAGAAAAAAUGGGGGGGGGAACAGUAAGUGGGGAGAAAGUAUGCAGCGAAGGAGAAUCUCACAAUUCCAAAUCACUUAUUGUAAAUGCCUUUUCUUAAUGAGGAUUAUUGUAUUUUCAAUUAUAUACAGUGAAGGAUAAAUAUAAAAAUCUUUCAACUUUCUGUGCCCUCAAAUGAUUUUGCAGAGAUGGCUGUUCGAAAAGAACAACAACCUAAUGACUCUCCACUAGUUUUAAGUCAUCCCAAGAGGGGCCUUCAUUGCCUUGGGUUGCCACAAGUUGUGCCAACAGGAGGAUGAGAACAGAAAGGGAGAUCUGGCAUGACCCGAAGGCUGCUGACUGGUAAGAGACCAAGAGGAGUGAAGCAGGCCCUGGCUUCGCUUGCCCUGGGCUGUUUUCAGUAGGUGGAGUUCAUCUGCCAGUCUGGCAAUGUAGCACAUUUAAGGGUAAGGAAUGGACCACAGGGUUCAGCUAACUAACACUGUACAUUAGCAGAGCAAAAACUCUGAAGGCAUUAUUAUCUGUAAACAUCAGAAAGUGAGUUACAAAAUGAUACAAGAUCAACUAGUAUUUCUGCAUCAACCUUUUUCUUCUGACACUAGUGAAAUGAGAAAAAAGCAGGAAAAGUAACAAAUGACAAGAGCCCUUUUCUUCCCUUGUCAGGUUCUCUAGAGGCAGAGGGAAGACUGGUGAGAGAGACAAGAAAAGCAACUCAGAUGAAGGGUUGAAAGUUAAAUCAGAAAUUAAGAAAAAGCUACUGGGGUGAAAUUGUUAGCAUAUGGUGGAUACACAUAGGAAAACACCAUGAAUAAGUGCAGAUCAGAGAGCAUCUUGUUCUUUUAAAAAGAGCUGUGCUAGCUGCAUGGUUCCCCUAUGGCACAUCAAAAAAGGCCAUAAAAACCCCAUUUGGUUAACAAUUAUUGGCAGCUCAACCUAUUAGAAUUAUUUUUAAUUAAAGGAAAUUUAUUUUUAGGGGAACAGAAAUUACUUAAUUAUAUUCACAUAAAAAGUGAGAAGUCUAUGAGUGUAAACACACUCGAAUGUCAUCGACCUUGCAUCUCAGCAAAGGCCUGUCUCUCUCAGAUGCUGGUUCUUCCCAGCAGAAGGAUGCAUACCUUCAUACUAUGUGAUUAUGCAUCAACAAAUGACAGGGUCGACAUUUAAACGUGAUCUUUAUUUACCUGGGGAUUUAUGUUUCUCAUUUAAUAUACCUGUAACUAUUAAACAGCAAGAACCACGUGGAAUAGGUCGAAACCUAUAAGGCUGGAAGCAAAUUUCCAAGCUUAUAGGAUAUUUAACCAUACCAACCCCAUAGGCAAAAAAUGAUUUAAAGUAUACUUCUGCUGUUGAAGGCCAACUGUAUGGUAACUAUGUAAAACCUAACAUAUAGAAAAAAACUAAAUCUAUGACAUUUGAAUAUAAGUAGAUUAAAUUUUCAUUCCACUAAAGUCAGUGUUAGCACUGACUCUGAAAUGCUUAAUAAUUAUAAUGGAAUCCUCUAUAGGGUUAUGAUUUCUCAUUAAUACAAAAUUGAACAUGUACAAUACUAGUAAAUCAGAACUAUAUUUCAAGAGAUCCACAGACAUUUUAUAUAUUUGCAGUUUUUGUCUCUAAUAUCUAGAUAUAUAAUAUUUUCAAGGCUUUAUGCCAUUUGUAUCACAGAUCUAAGAGACUAAACGUCUACAGUGAACUUGGGAAUAGAACUCGGUCUCCAGAUACCCUAUACCAUACAUUGUUAGACCAUCUUUGUAGUUUAAGUAAUGAAAAUAAAUCCUAAAUUCAAAAUGUGAGUUUAAUAUUGCAAUUCCAGAAAAUGAAACUGUCUACAAUUCUUGGGAAUAACUCACCAAAAUAAGUAGCUUUUUAAUAUGAAAUGGUUUAAGUGGUUAUUACAACCUAAUUUUACUAGAAUAAUGCAAACAUGAAUGAUAUCUUAAAAUGACAUCUAUUCUGCCACAUUUUCUUAGAAGAAAAAGACAGUCUGUUACGAGUAUCACAACUGGGGCUUGUACAUGUGAAAUGAAAUACAACUGCUUGCUUACUCAUAUCACUGAGUGUUUGAAAUUCUGUCACCUUACUUUCAAAUAGUAGUUAAUGUGCUAGAUUAUUUUAAUUCCACAUUUAAAACUAUUAAGUUUCAUAUUCUUUGGCAUAGACUCUGUUGUAUUAACUCUCCCUUAAAUAAUAAAAGAAGCAUCUUGCAGUUACCAAAGCAGAGUUAGCUGACAUUUGAAAUCAUACUUGAUCUAAAAAUACUUCCAAGAAUUUUAUAAACCAUUAGUAACUUCCCUUAUUAGACUUAUGAGGUAGUUAUGUUAUACCUUUUACUGAUAGGCUAUGACAAACUCACUAACUCAGUAACACUACAAGGAAAAAUUACCAAAUUCUGUUCUAUUCCUGAUCUUAGUCAAAUCAAAUUUUGCCCUCUGCUGCCAAAGUCUUCAUAACUCAGUUAUGUUAUCUCUAAAACAGGUAAUAAAUAUUACUUAACAGAAUUAGCAGUAGAGGGCUCUGAGGUAUGCCAAAGAAGAGUGUGCUGUGAAAUCAAAAUGUAAUUUUAUCAAGAUGUCCAUGAAAACCACUGAACUCUUAAAAUGCUACAGAGGGCUGUAUAUUUACUCUCCACCAACCACACCACAGAGCAGGCAUGUUCUAGGCCCAUGGUGAGGUGCAGAGUGGGCCACUCGGUGCUCCAAGAUGAGCCAGUGUGUCUCGUGCCCUUCUAUCCUCAGCUCCUUCUAAUGGCUUCUCAUCACAACUCACAGGAGUGGGGAGACCUUACUUGUAACUUCAUCUGUUUCCUUUCAAAUCAGCUACUGGAGUAGUAGUUUUGUUCACCAAAUCCCCUAGUAAAUGGACCUCUCAACUUCCUCAUAUGACAUAUUAGGGUAUCCUCAACAUCAUCAGGCUAGGUGUAUUUAUUUUGCUGUUACAACUGCAUUUGCAGUACAGGAGCUGCUCUGGAUUCUUAAGGACAUUAUAGAAUAUUCCAUACAUGCUACUUUUGGAGGAAAGUUUAACUGUAAUAGUCAACUGCAUAAGUGUACUUAAAGUCCAGAAAAUAUAAAAAAAGGCAAGAUUGAAAGUCCAAAUCUCUUAUUGUGAUAACUAAAUGUUAUCACAAUUCUAAAAUGUAACUGCCCUUUUGCUUUAGGAAGCCCAUCUGUCAAAUUUGGGGUGUAGGCAACAUAGAUUGGCUGGGCUACAUAAAUACUCCUUUUUGGGAGUAGGGUAGCACAUCUAUAUAUAUGCUCUUAAAAACCAGGCAAUGAACAAUGCAGCUAUAAAAUAGUAACAGAAUGGAAGCAUUUGCUUUCUACUGUACUUCAAAGGCUUUAAUUAUAGCCAAGCAAAAGAAACACAGUUUCAGGGGGUCCAGAAUUACAGCAAAAUCUCCUUAACUGGAACCCAAAUAAUGCUGAUAUUAAAUUGACAUUUCCUUAUCUUUAUUUGCCUUAUAAAAAAGAGGCAAAUACAAGAAAAUAAUAUGUCAAUGCUUAAUUUUAAAGCACAAACUUCAAGUUUGUUUUAAGGUUAAUACAUAUUCUGCUAGCUUUCAUUCACCUGAAAAUUAGGAAAUUAACAUGAACAUGAUAUGCCCGUACUGACUACAAACUAUGGCUACCUGAUAUCCUAACUGUGGGUUCAUCAAGUUUAUAGGCUUCAUUUGGCAUUAAAAUUAUACUUUAAUAUGUAUAAAUUAAAUAAAAAUAGUCUGUUCUUGUGUUAUAUUAAUCUCUGCAUGAUUCAUGCCAUGUCUUAUAAAAACAGUUCUUCUAAGUUUGCAGGAAAUAAAAUUUUUUCCCUUUUUAAAGCAAGUACUUUGCUUCUUUACUCAGAAUUCUGAAUAUCCAAGUAAGUUCUAGUACUGUACCUGCCAUAAUGUGUUUUUACCAUCAGACAUUGUAAUUUAAAUAUCACAGAUUCCCACCCCCCCCCCAAGUCUCUGAUUCUAUAAAAGCAUAUCAGAAGUCUCCUGUGAGUACAAUAACAAAAUAUGCAGUCCCCACCAGGUGUUCCUAACGGUUUGUUAGGAUACUACUGCUUGAUCCAAGUCCAUCUUGCCUGAGGCUGCUUUUCAUUUCCAUCCUUCUGUCUGCCUGAAGGGUCUUUUUAGGUAGAGAGGCCAUCUAAAUAAAGGAGAAAAUUUAUUUUUGGUUUUUGAUUUUCUUAAAAGAAAAGUCACUAGCAGCAUGACAUAUUAUGUGAUUACUAAACAAGGAGAGGGCUGCCUACCAUGGUAUGCAUAUAUCAAAAUAUCAGCAUCUCAAGCACUUUUCCAUUGGUAUGAUCUUCAAGGAUAAAGAGAAAAAAGAAGGUACACUUUCUGUAUCUUUUUUUAACAAGAACACACAUUUUCUACACUUCAGUUUUGGUUCUGAUAAAAUAGUAAUAUCUGAUAAAAUCACAGCAAUAAUUGAUUCAUACAAGAAUUACUAACAGCUGUCUACAUGUCUAAUGCCUGUCAUGGUGUUCUACACAAAAUAUAUUUCCAUCUUAUUGUGCCAAGCACUGUGCUAAGUGCUUUACACAUAUUAUCCCAUUUAAUUCUCCCAAUCCUAUGAAGCAGUGGUUAGGUCUUAACUGACAGAUGAGGAAACUGAGGGAGGCCUAGAGAAAUUAAAUAACUUGUGCAGGGUCACAAAGUCUGUGAUCCCUUAAAUACAGGCUGACUGCAGAGCUCAUGACUGUAGCCCCUCUGCUAUACCACCAUGAACCACACCCUUCAUACCAUGGGAGGCAAAGGAGCUUCUAGCUGUCGUCCAAGGAAUGAAAGCAAACGCCUCCAUAUUAGGCCACUUCCCAUAAACAUAAUUCCGGUCACUAGCCAAAACACUCUAUGGUCCUAAAAUAAAACAACACAGUUUAAUUUCAAGCACAAAAGGAUAGGUUCCAUAGAGAGAGCAUUUCCUGAACUAUUACUGCCCCAGAGUUUAAAAGAAGUCUUUUAUUACUUACACAGGUCUCUCCUAUAGAAAAGAAGUAAAAACAAAUGUCUUGACAGCACCCAGAGACCAAGAAUCAUAAAAUUAAUUAGAAGGGAAAUGUGAUUUAACAGUUUAAAUAUAUUUUAAUAAUCUGUGAGUCUAUGACUCAAACAUUACUGCCUUUUUUUGUUUCUUUCUGAUCUUUGUUUACAUGCAUACAAAUUUUAAUAGUCAUAAUCCUAGAAGACACACAACUUACUUCCAUUUUUCUGCUUAUAGCUGCAGUUCUCCAACUGUAAGCUGAGCAUGGUGCCCUGGGCAUUGCAGCACCCCAGAAUAUUUAAAAUUUUCAAAGGAAACGAGCAACAUUUGUGGGACACUGUAAGAACUACUGUUAUUAAGCUGUUUGGACCCAAUUAUCUCAUAAAAGUAAUUGCUAGGUAUUUCUUUUGGCCUAGGGAUGCUAUGAAAAAAUUACUAUUACAGUAAGGACAUUGUGAACCAAUAAAGUUUGAGAACUUCUUACUUAUAGUAAACUUUUGACCUAUCAUUUUUUAAGCUGUGAUAUAUUUGCAGUACAACAUUUUUAGUUAAUGUAUUAAUUUAAUCUCCCACAGGAAGGAAAUCCCAUCAUAAGCCUUUGCUUGGUUAGUUCCAAUAACUGAGAGCUUAUUUCCCCCUACAGCCUGUUACACAACUGACCAGCCAUUAAUGUUGGAAAUUUGUUUCAUAUUUGAGCAGCAAUCUGCCUCCUUUUAAACAUGAAGUUUGAUGUUAGGGAGGGGAAAGUUAAGUCAGAGGCAAUGAGUUCAAAAUUCCAUUAUAAACACACAGCACAGUAUGAAGGCCUUUAGGAGAACAAAGAAAGGGACAGGUGUCUGUUAGAGGUUUAGUGUUCCCUCUGCCUUGGCUGUGCCUGCAAAAUUGAGGGGCUGUUCCUCCUUGCCUGGUGUUUUAAGGCUUCCACUUUUCAAACUCAAUGCCCUUUAUCACCUCCACUAUUUACCCCAUUCACACCAUUUAGAAAUAGUUUGUCUUGCCUUGAAUAUCUUGAUGUGCCAGAAGCUAAGAAAGCACUACAAACUGAUAAGGAUAUGUCAAAUGUACUUAAGAGCCAGCAUGAAAGGGAAAAAAGUACUCAGAAGCCAAGUAUCAAAAUAGUAUUUAGUAACAGAUUAUAACUCUAUUCUGAUUAAAAUAAGAAUCCAGGAAUCCAUACUGAAAGAAAUGAAGUGGGAGAAAAGGGAAAGCUAUUCUUUACAAUACAAGGCCAACUAAAAAAACAUGGAAUGAAUGAUGGAAUUAGAAAAUCACCAUUUGGCAACCCUCAUAGUAAUAACUGAUUCAGGCAAGAAUCAUCCAUGGAUGCUGAAACUAUUGACACCAUGUAUUCCUGAUGGAUGCGAUGUAAAGAACAUGCUGACACAAAACCAGAGCCUAAUAUUGAGAAAACAUUAUCAAGGGUCAAAGAACUAGCCUGUUUUCUUCGUAAAUGUCAAGGUCAUGAAAGCCCAAGUAUGAAGAACUGUUCCAGAUUAAAUAAGGAGACUAAGGAGACAUGACGACUAUAUGCACAAGGGACCCAAGAUUUUCUUUGCGAUAAAGAGCAUUACUGAGACAACUGGCAAAAUCUGAUAGGGUCUAUAGGCUGGAAAACAGUAUUGUUUCAAUGUUAAUUUCCUAAUUUCCAACAAUUUUGCCAUGGUUAUGGAAGAGAAUGUCCAUAUUUUUAGGAAAUACAUACUGAAUGUUUACAGGUAAAGGAGUAUCACACCUGCUGCAUACUCUGAAAUAAAACAGAAGUAUGUAUAUAAAGAUAGACUGAUAAAGCAAAUGUGUGAUAAUAUGUUGAUGUUUGGAGAAGCUGGGUGAAUGUAUACGGGAAUUCUUUGACUAGUCUUGGAACUUUUCUAUAAACUUGAAAUUAUCUUAAAAUAAACAGUAAAAAAUAAGUUUUUCCUACCGUAGACUCACCAUUGUAAACAUCAGCCCUAACUAUAUAGGAGGAGAGACCUUUGGCUUCAUGGAUUUAAUGAAUAGGAAACCCAACGAUGUGUAAUUUGUACCUCUGUUAAGGCACUGAUCUGACAUCUUAUUCGGUGGGAGCCGGUGACCCAACUAUUGAGCAAACUCAGCUCACUUAUCUACUACUCUCAUCUCAUGGCAGAUUAUCUAUACCUAUGAUUACAUACAAUGAAACUAUCAGAAGAGAAGUUCAAAAAAUCUUCCUUUUAAAAACAGGCAUUAAGUGAGAGAAAAAUGUAAGAAUGAGUAUAAAGUGGAUAUAGCUUGUAGAAAUGAGCAUAUGUAUUUAAACGUUUCCUAACAAAAAUGAUUCGGGAGAAAGGAGAAACCUGUACAAAAAGUUUGGUAGUCACAAAGUGGAGAAUUUGCAAAGGUUUUUGGAUAUUGGUCUGUUACCUAAGAUAAUUCAGGUUACUUCUGAACUUUCUACUACUCUCGAUUUGGACUCAAAAACCUCCAAUAGAUUCCUUUCAUACUUAUAAUAAAUCCAAACCCCUUACUACAAUCUACAUACAUAAUCUCAUACUUGUCUGCCUUUCUGACCUCAUUUCCUACCACUCACCCCCUAACUACCCUCUUUUUUAACCACUCUGGCCUUCUUGGGUUUCCCUAAACAUGCUCACUCACUGUGCCUCAGAGGCUUUGCAUUUGUGGUUCCUUCUGCUUAGAGGGAUUCCCAAAUCUUCCCAUUUGCCCUUUCCAUUCAGGUUUCUGCUCAAAUGUCACCUCCUCAGAGAGAUCUUCCUUAACUACCCUAUCUCUAAAAUGUCACUCAUCCCACCACCUCCUACAUUUCUUUAUCUCCUUACCUGGCUUUAUUUUUCUCUGUGGCACUUAUCACCCAACAUACUAUAUAUCUGUUUAUCAUAUCUCUCCUCUACUAUAAUGUGACCUCUACAAGGACAGGGACUCAGGGCUAUGACCCCAGGGCCUAGAACAGUGCACAGUAUAUAGUAGGCACUAAAUAAGACACUUGAGAGAUGAAUGAACAAAUAUACUGCAGUUAUUUUCCAUUUACAUUUUACCAUGAGGAACAUUAAAAAUGUUGAAUAUCUACCUUGCCUCAGGGACUUUAUGAACAGAUAACUGGAAAACUGAAGAACGUGGGAUUAUUUGGGCAUGUAUAGCCAGGAGAGUACUUUUUCUUGGCUAGGCUGAGGGUACAAUCAGUGAUGACUUUCCUUGGAAGAGACACACAAAAUGAAACCUGACAGGUAAGUAGGAGGAGUGAGCUAGGCACAAAAAAGACAGGAACUGAGGGAAGAGGUGUGGAGGCAGCACGGAUGAAAAGGAACACUGAUGGAGCAACCGACAAUGAGGGGAAGAGUAGCUGGAGACAAGACGGAGAUGGAGGCAGCACCAGACCACGGAAAGACCUACAGCAAAAGAAUGCGAAUUUUUGUCUUAAGGGAAAUUGAAAGCCACUGAAUAGUUUUAUGCAGAAGACUGACACAUUCAGAUUUGCAACUUUUAAAGACUACUCUUUAAAAGUAUACAGUGUUGCUGAUAAAAGACAAUAAUGAGUUGGACUAGGGUAUCAGGUAGAGUCAGAGAAUAGACCUGUUAGAUUAUCAGUACAUGGAAUCUAGCACCAGAAUGUGCCAAAAUAUCAAAUCUAUUUUCACAGAUGGAGUCAUUUAUAUUAACAUUGUUUCACAGAGGAAAACUGUUAUAUCAAACCCUUCUCACAUGUAGUUAUGUUUUGGGAAACAUAAAGUAACCUAGGCUAUAUUUAUAUCUAUGCUAUAACAGGGUACAACCAUACUGCCUCAAUUUUCAGCAAGUUACAAUAUCUGUUUUAUUUUACCAAGGGUUUUUAGAAUCCAUUAACAAUUUGAUCUUCAAAACAUUAAAAAAAAAAAAACCCUAAUCACUUAAUACAGUCUUACCUCUUCAAGAGAAGACUCUAAAUUCAUUCCAAAAGCAACUCCCAAUAGUCCAAAGAGUGAAACAGAGAAGGUUCCCAUGGUCAACUGUAGGUUCAGCCGCAUCAUCACAUUACGGUGGCUGGAGAGGAGAGCAUCUAUUCAGAUCAGAAUGGCCUACUGACUAUAGACAGCAAAUUCCUAACCUAUUAAAGACCACAUGGAUCAAACCCACACCACUUUAAAAAAAAAAAAGAUAUUUCCAUGUAGUGAUUGUUUAAAGAUGAUGAUAAUGUAAUUCCUACCAAAAUGAGUUCCUUUAAGGCUUUAUUACUUUAUAAUAAUUAUCUUAUAAAGAAAACACUAAUUGUUUUAUAUAAUGCUUUCUUACCUGUCCAGAUUGAUGAAAAUAAUACUUUGUGAAUCAUCAAUCAGUACCCGGAGUUCUCGAGCGGCAUUAGAAAGAUCAUCAGCUAAUCGGUAAUAGUUUUCCAAAAGCAACUCCAUCUCUUCUGCAUGGUCAAUUCCAGUACUGCUCUUCUCACUUCAAGUAAAACAGUUAACAUAAUUAACAUGCCUCCAAUAUGUGCAUCAUAUAUUUAGUCCCAAAAGACUUCCUGAAUUAGUAUAUAAUAUUCAGCCACCAGUGAAAAAUCUAGCCUUUGUCUUUUAAAUUGUUGUGACUGAGGUCAAUCCACGAGUGGCUAUAUCAACUGAUCCUAAACACUAUCCAGAUGAGCUGAAGGCACAGGUUCCAUCCCCAGUUAGGCUAGUUAGCGUCACUCUAUUCCAUGACCCCAAUCCAAAGAGUUUCAUGCAAAUAUAUGACAUCAAUUACAGGAAAAUCCAGAUGCAUGAAUGCAAUGAAUAAAUGCAAAUUCAAAAUCACUAUAAGGUAAAACUAAAGCAAAAGCUAAAAAUGUACAUAAAAAACAUUUCCUUUCCAAAGUGUAUAUAUGUCAUUUUCAUAUAUGAAGAAAAAUGUUCUUGAAUGAUGUCAAUAGUUAUUUUGCUCCCCCUUACUUACACCCCUCCCCCACCAAGGAGGAGGAGAAAAGGGAAUAAAGUACUCUGUAAAAAAUACUUAUAUCACAAAGCAUGUUGAAGAGACACUGUCCUAAGCAAAACAAUCCAAAGUUAGAGUAUGUUCAUGUUCCUGCUACAUCUAUCUACUAUACUGUCAAAAGUUACAUAGCCCUUUUUAUCUUAAUAUUUUCUUAUUAGAACACACUCAAUUUCACAAAAUGCUUAAAAAAUCUGUACAGGCUAUAGAAACUAUACACAUUAAAAAGAUAUCUGAUUUCUAAUACCAAAAUAUUUUGGUAUUUAUAAAAUAACACAAGUAUGCAGAAUUAAGAACAGUGAAUGAUUUCUUAUUUCGUAAGAGAUAAAAGGUUAUAAGAGGAAUACUGUUAUAUUAAACCAAACUUAGAGAAUUUAUGUUGAUAUCCUACUCUUUUCCCUUUCCCUGCUCUCCACCCCCUCCUUCUCACCAUUUUUUUCCCCUCAUGUGAAUUUCUCUUCUAUUGUUCUCCCUAAGUUAUUUGGGUAAAUGUGUGUGCCAAUUUAGUGGUCAACUCCUUGAAGAUAAACCUAAUUGUGUGUCUAUCUUUAUAUUCACCAGAACCCAAGCACAGUGUUAAGUACACAAUAUAUACUCCAUAUAACCUAAUUAAAUUGAAUUAGGAAAAAGUGAAAUAAUUGGGGUUGAGAAGUACUGAUAUUCUAUAUUCGAGAAAAAAUGUUAUAUUCUCUUUGGCAAAAUCAUCCCUAAGAAAAACAAUAAUAAAGCACAGUUGUUUACUUACAA